GGCAACGGCUGCAAGUUGUUUGAAUCAGUAUCAAUUCGGAUCUCGUUCAAUACGAAGCAAUAGUUUAGUGUCAUAGUUUCCUCCAACAGCUCAACAAUGCGCAUGUUUGUUUUUCCUUGUCUCGCCUUGUGCGUGGCAAUGGUCAGCUGUGCCGAAGAAGCUGCCGCUGCCGCCAAAGAUAAGGCUGCUGCCUCUGACGAUAAGACCAUAGAAAAACGUGGCUUACAUUUGGGAGAUUAUGGCCAUCAUCAUCAUGAACACAUCAAGACGGUUACCAUUGAGAAAAAGGUUCCUGUGCCCUACACCGUGGUCAAGCAUAUACCCUACACUGUGGAAAAGAAGGUCCCCUAUGAGGUUAAGGUACCAGUGCCAGAGCCCUAUAUUGUCGAAAAGAAGGUUCCUGUGCAUGUCAAGGAAUACGUCAAGGUACCUGUACAUGUGCCCAAACCUUAUACCGUAGAAAAGAAGGUACCCUAUGAGGUCAAAUAUCCUGUGGAUAAGCCUUAUGAGGUUAAAGUACAUGUACCUCAACCCUACGAAGUCAUCAAGAAAAUCCCCUAUGAAGUUAAGGUUCCUGUGCCACAGCCCUAUGAGGUUAUCAAGAAAGUCCCAUAUGAGGUGAAAGUAGAGGUGCCUGUGCCCAAACCCUAUGAAGUCAUCAAGAAGGUUCCCUAUGAAGUGAAGGUACCCGUCGAGAAACCCUACCCCGUCGAAGUGCCCAAGCCAUACCCCGUGGAAGUUGAAAAACCCUACGAAGUCAUUGUGGAAAAGAAGGUGCCAUAUGAAGUGAAAGUGCCCGUGGACAAGCCCUACAAGGUUGAGGUUGAAAAGCCCUACCCGGUGCAUGUCAAGGUACCAGUGCCCCAGCCCUACACUGUGGAGAAAAAGGUACCCUACACCGUAGAGAAGCCAGUGCCCUAUGAAGUCAAGGUUCCCAUUGAGAAACCCUAUCCAGUCUACUCUGAGGUUAAGGUUCCAUUACACAAGGAAAUCCCCAUACCCGAGAAAUACCAUGUAGAGGCUCCCAUCUUUGAGCAUCACGACCAUCACGGAGGUGGUCAUGGCGGCUACUCCCACUAUUCUCAUCAUCACUAAAAGACAGAAUUCGACAGAAAAAUCUCAAUUGCUUUAUAACGUUAAGACUAACAAGACCAUCAUCAACAUCAUCACCAUCAUCAUCAUCGAUAGAACUGCAGCGAUUAAUCCUUACCCUGCCAAGCCACAAUUAUCGUCAAGAAAUUCGAAAAAUAGCGCACAGAACGCGAUUACAAGCGAAAAACAACACUAAAUUAUUUGCCCAAUACCAUCCACAUUGCAAAUACCAUAAGACGCACGCACCGUUGAGCUGGACGGACAACUAAGAGAGGAGAAACGAAGACCAGAGAAAUUUUGAGCAAAACUAACUAUUGAACCUUUGUCGGCAAGAACUAACGACAAGGAUUGAACUGUUUCAUCCAAACGUGAUCGGGAUUUUGCGGCCAAACAAAAUUGGCUGCAUCCAUCCCCCCCCCAUAAAUACCAACCUAGAAUAAGCCAAAUGUAUUAUUUCCUUAUUUAAUACUCAUGUUGACAUUGUAGUUUCUAAGCAAAAAUAUUUCCUUCCAUUCCAAAAUAUAUGAAUAAGUUAGAAU
This is a messenger RNA of Stomoxys calcitrans (stable fly), 1631 nucleotides long. RefSeq names its product skin secretory protein xP2. Lineage: Eukaryota; Metazoa; Arthropoda; Insecta; Diptera; Muscidae. The coding region runs from base 97 to 1095 and encodes 332 amino acids. The transcript is spliced from 2 exons. The record is from RefSeq and is a predicted model, not a curated record.